AUGAGCAAAAAGUUCAAAUCGCAGGCUUCGAGCAGCCGUGCUGCUGCCAGUGCGUUUGGGUCUUUUGGGGGAUUCUCAAGUGCCUUUUCGAGUCCCGGAAGAGCACCAUCCUCUCUCACAUAUGUGACUGAGCCGCCAGAUCUUUCACGGAUUGCUGAUGCGCAAUUAGCCAUCUCUUUCAAGAACUUUCUGAAGAAGGAUGAAGUUACGAGGAUACGGUCGUUAGAUGAAAUUAAAGAUUUUGUAUCUAAGGUGGAGAGCCGCGGUGGCACUCUCGACGAGGGAUUCCUAGAUGCCUGGAUAAAAAUCUAUCCCCGGGCGUCAAUCGACCUUAGUCGUAGGGUAAGGCAAACAGCCCACUCAGUUCAAGGAUCUAUUGCCUACCUUAUUGGAAAGCGCAUUGCCCCCUUCUUACCCAAGGUAGUUGGCGCGUGGCUAGCAGGAGUCUAUGAUAAUGAUCGGCCGGUGCAUCUUUCAGCGCUUGAGUCGUUCACACGGGUGUUUUCCACCGAUCAAAAGAGGAGCGGGGUGUGGAAAGUCUACCAGAGCUCGAUCCUUGAGUUUGUAGAUGAUGUUAUUCUCCAACAGACUCCUCAGACUUUGAGUGACGAGAGAACGGUUAAACCUGACGAUGCGGAAGCGAAAUAUGCUCGUGUAGUAGGGACGGCUCUCAUGUUGUUCAAUCGGAUUUUAGCAAAUUCGACUCACGAAGAUCUCCAGAAGGAUUUGUCAACCGUCGAGACUCUCUUGCAGAGCAAAACGCUAUGGUCUCUCUGCUUUCAUGAUGACCCCUUUGUGCGCAAGUCUGUAUAUGUGUUACUCCGGUCUGCAGUCUCAAAAGAACCCGAGGAGUUGGAUUGGAAAAUCCUCAGUGCGGCUCUAAUUGGCAAAUCGUUGUCCACCCCUCAAUUGGGAUCGGGAUCAGAGUUGUCUGAGACUUUACUGCAAGUGACAUCGGCACGACCACAAUUAUGGACAGAAGAUUACUCCGGGAAGACCACUUCGUCUAAGAGGUUGCUCCAAUAUAUCCAAAAAGGCUCUCAAGGAGGCACGGCCUCUUUCUGGGCGAACCUCUCCCAAUUACUGCAAAUUCUACCCUCAGAAGUUUUGGCGAGAGCCGAUCCUCAGGCUCCUGGCGAAGGUAAUAUCGGACUGUCCAGUUCGAUCUCACUGUCGGAGGCAUUCCAGGCUGGUUUGAAUUCAAGGGAAGAACCUCGACAAAAUCAUCCAGCUGGCUGGAAAUCUUAUGUUGAGACGGGAAUAUGGCUCGCACAUUCACUACCCGAGAUCGACAGAGACAAAUUUCUUUGCGCAAGGUUAUCUCCUUUGGUCCUGCAAUAUGUGAGAGUUGAGCAGGAUGUGCCCCAAUGGUCUCUUCCAGUUCAAGCAGCUGAAGCUAUUUGUACCGAGUACAUUCUUGCUCUGGCUAAGUAUCUAUACGAAGGGGAAGUACGACGGCUAUGGACGGACUUGACCGAUGGGCUACUUGAAGCUGUCAAACUGUCAGCUCCCGAGCAGUCGAAAGAGUUCAGGUCUUCGCAGGACGCUGUAUGCGCGCGAUCUGGCCGACUUUUUGCUUUGGAGGCUUCGGUUCUUGCGAGUGUAGCUGAUAGCGACUGUAGAGCUCUGCUGUCGAGGGUUUUCGAAGAAACAAACUUGCCACUGCUGGACGGUUGCUUGCAAGUUCUACAAUCCCGAAAUGGCAAGCCGUAUGCAGCAGCUGCUGUUGUUGAAGAAAUGAUACGCAACGUUGCAGACAUCGCACGGCAGUCUCGUGACUUGCCAGAAUUUGUUCAAAACGAGGCGUCCAAUCUUUUGGCCUCCCCAUCAGCGGAUCGUCUCAUCUCGAUCAUCUUAUCUUGCCGCUCCUGGGACGGGUUCGGUUCCAGCUUCGAGAAAGUAGUCGAGCGGGUAGCGGAUUCUGAUCUACAGCAGUCAAAUGUACAAGCUGUCCAGAAACUACUGUCAACUCUCGAUUUCGCAGAAGUGCGUGAUAACAAAGGUCUUGAUUCCUUGAUCAAACAAGCAUUGGACCAGGCCUGCAGAGGCAGCCGUUUCCACUGGCCAAUCGUGAUCGCAGCACUACAAAAUCAAUCUACCCAAGGCGAAUUGGUUGAUUCAAUUUUUCUUUCUAUCAUCAAUACUUUAUCUGACAAAAACAAGCUUUCCGAUGCCCUGUUUGGACUCUCUCAGAUUGCCGACUCUGUCCCGGAUGCGAUCAGAGGAUUCCAGAGCGGAGCAUAUGGGUCAAAGCUAGCUGCAAAGCUCCUGUUCCUGACAGAAUCUUCUGAUGAAGAAGUGGCAAGUCUUGCAGAAUCACUCAUAGUGAGACUCAAGGAAAUUGCAAUCGGUGAGACAAGUGCCAAGUCGAGUGUCGAAAUUUUGCAGCAUAACUUCGACCAUGUCAAUGCGGAAUCGCUCUCGCUUGGGUCCUUACUCAGCAUAGCAGAGGACCUCCUUCAGGCUGUUGACUUCGAGGAUAUUGGCUCAAUCGCCAAAGAUAUUUUACCUUCUCGUCAAUCCUGGGAGAGAGCCAUACAGCCGUUCCUAGAUCUUCCUCCCCGCUCAUCAACGGCUAUCACAAACCCACUCGGCGGAACAUUGUAUUUAGUUCACCGGGAUUUAUCAGACACAUUCAAGGAACAGUAUCGCAGUAUCCCUCGUGAUGCCGGUAAUUGUUCAUCUGCAUUUCGACUCGCAUAUUUUACUGUUCGAAUUCUGUCCUCCUUCGACAUAGUGAGCAAGCUUUCGGCAGUAGAGCUGGAGACAAUAGCCUACUUUAUGCCACUGGUUGUGCAAUUGAUUGAUGAUGAUUUGAGUAUUGAGAAUUGCAACGGUAUCACUGGGCUAUCGCAUUCAGAUCAACGAGACGAAUACAUGGAGCUCGUCCAUGAUGGCCGGAAGAUGAUCAGCCAGUGGGCGCGCUCGGAAAUCCAAUCCUUUGGGACGGAAGAGAGCAUUUCGUCCAUCAUUCUUUCGUUCUGGCAAGGCAGACUAGAAGCGUUGGGUAGUACCUCUCCGGCAGACUAUCGCAUUGGAGAAGCAUUUGUGAAGUUGAUGAAUAGCGUCGAUUCACCUGGCAGGAAUAAAUCCCCUGAAGAUAUUACCAAGUUGUGCAGGGAAAUGCGAACAGCGAACGCCAUCAAAUCAGCGGCUUGGGUGGCUGUCCUGCGAGACUCGAUAUUGACCAGCCCAACAGGCAUCCGGCUUUGCAACGAAUUAGUUGCAGAUUCUACCGGUCUUAAGCCGCAAGAUGAGAAAAAGGACGGAAUUCGAAAGCUGUCCAUACUCAACCUUCUUCUGGCAGGAGAAGUUGAUGUUGCAGGGACUUUUCCCACUCAGCGUUUGGUCUUCCUUGUCAAGCAUCUCGUAAGGUGUCUCCAGUCUGAGGAGUUGCCACUCAGUCUCAAAGCAGAAAUCAUCCGUACCUUGACCUUCGUCCUUCCCCAUUUGAAUGAGAUUUAUGGAUCCCACUGGGAAGACUGCAUCGAUGUUCUGUGCGCGAUAUGGCACGAAGUCAACGGUGGGGACGAUGCUCUACCCCUCAUCCUCUCUUCCUUCAGACUGUUUGCAGCUCUCAGGUCAAUAGUCGCGGAUGAAGACAGCAACGAUGAAGUGAAAGAUGUCUGGUCGGAGCGAAAGACGGAGCUUUUCAACAAUCUAGUCUCGACUCUCGGAAAGCUCGAUCAUUCUACCACUUUUCAUCAGCCACGGGAUAUCACCGCCGAAGUUCUAUGCCGCCUGAUCGAAGUUAUUCCCGCCGAAAGUCUUGAAGACGUGAACAAGAUGUUUUACCUCCUGACUGCAAACAGUCGGGCUGUCCAAAAAGCAGCCUAUACGCUUCUUCAUCGUUAUAUCCCUUCAACACAGGAGCAAGUGUCUUUCGACGUGGCUUUAUCCAACUCGGUGGCAAGACUUCCUGACGAGCUCAUGUCUUUGCUUCUGGAAGCGCCUACAAAAGAAUCAAUCGCUCUUGCCGAAGACGACGAUAGGACAUGGACUGGUAUCAGGUCAUAUCUCCUGAGCUGGAACGUGGUAUUUGACCACUUUGUCAAUGCGUCUCUCACGGUACAAGAACAAUAUGUUUCCGGCAUCAAAGAAAAUGAUAGCCUGGGUCCAUUGUUGGAAUUCAUGUUUGAUUUGCUUCAGCAAUCCCAGGGAAAACUUGUCGAUGCCUCGAAGUUUGACAUUCGCUCCUUUGAGCUCGAUGAGUCAGAAACUCAUGAGAAAGAGAUACAGUGGCUCCUCGUCCACUUGUACUUCUUGUGCUUGAAGCAUCUUGGCAAUUUGACUAAGAGCUGGUGGCUUGAUACAACGAACCGCAUCAAAGGCCCUGUGGAGGCGUGGUCCGAGAAAUUUGUCUCGCCUCUGAUCAUUGAGGACUCACUCAAGGGAGUGGACGAAUGGAUAGCAACCCAGGACCCGAAUGAGGAACGCGCUCUGUCAGUGAAGAUCGCCCCCAGGACAGCGGAGAUCAUUGCCAGCAUUCCCGUCGACGAGGAUUCGCCCCCCGUCGCAAUCUCGAUCUCUCUCCCGCCCGCAUAUCCUCUGCAGCCGGCCCUUGUCGUAGGACGGAGCCGGGUGCUAGUCGAUGAAAGGAAGUGGAGAAGCUGGCUUCUCACCAUCCAGGGUGUGAUCAUGUUCUCCAACGGUAAUCUUGUGGAUGGUCUGAUGGCAUUCCGCAAGAAUGUGCAGGGCGCAUUGAAGGGUCAGAGCGAGUGUGCCAUCUGCUACUCGGUAAUCUCGACGGACAUGCAGACUCCGAACAAGCGAUGCGCCACCUGCAAGAACACCUUCCACUCGGUGUGUUUGUUCCGGUGGUUCAAGAGCAGUAACCAGAGCACCUGUCCUCUGUGCCGGAACAACUUUGUAUAUGUAUGA
Molecule: messenger RNA, 4881 nt
Organism: Aspergillus clavatus NRRL 1
Lineage: Eukaryota; Fungi; Ascomycota; Eurotiomycetes; Eurotiales; Aspergillaceae
Product: ubiquitin-protein ligase RKR1
Exons: 8
Coding region: 1-4881 (1626 amino acids)
Biological process (GO): rescue of stalled cytosolic ribosome; ribosome-associated ubiquitin-dependent protein catabolic process
Cellular component (GO): cytosol; RQC complex
Molecular function (GO): ubiquitin protein ligase activity; zinc ion binding; ribosomal large subunit binding
Source: RefSeq, a predicted model, not a curated record